CGAGUGACGACAGACAGCGACGUGCGGUUGUAAGAGAAUCGCCCAGAGCGGUAGGCGACCUCAAGAAAGGCAAAGCGGUGACGUAGCGUCCAGUUGUGUUAUCGCGCGAGUACAAAUGGAAAUGUGUCCUUAGAGAAGCAGUUUAAUACGACGUACUGUUUUAAUUGUGGCACGAUGAAAACAGCAUAUCAGGAGUGGUCUGCACGCAGAUGCGAUCCGAUUACAGUCAACGAUGGACGCCAAAAUAUUCUUACUACUGUUAUCGACAGUAGUAUUUGUCAAUGCUGUAGACAUAUCACUCAUAGACUCGACUGACGUCAAAUUGAAACUACAAGACAACCCAUAUGGAGGACUUAACGUACUUUUAAAUAGAAGAGGCAUUUCAGAAGUGAUUUCAGUCAUAGGACGUCGAACGUCUGGCAUAAAGGACAUAAUUCAGAACGGCGACGUAUUGAUCCAGUUCAAAAACGACACCACGGUCAGAAUCAGUGUCGAGCAUAUCGCGGGUGAGAGGAAAGGUCACCUGCUGUCGUUCGCUUGGAAAACAACAAAGAACACCCGACUGGAGGACUGUGCUAAUCUCGGCACCGACAGCUGGUAUGGAGGCCCGCAACAAAAACGCCAAUACUGGCCCAUCGAGAGACUCGUUCUCCCGAACUACUCGUAUGUGACCAAGGAAGCGGACAACAGUGCUGUAGCCGAGCCUUACUGGCUCAACUCCCAGGGCAUAUUUUAUUACUUCGACAAAAAAGUCCCAUUAUUCAUUGACCAAAACGACUUAGAAAAGAAUGCCGCUUGCUUCAUAGCUCAGAUCAGACCCCCGUAUUCAAAGAAUAGAGAGAGCAACGAACUCGUAUACGCUUUAGGCAUCUUCGGUGACGUCAAACAGGCCCAUCAAUUCGCAGUAGAGAAAUAUUUGAACAAGCCCAAAGCGAUUCCUGAUGAGCGAAUGAUAAAGUACCCUAUAUGGUCAACCUGGGCCAGGUACAAAAGGGACGUGAACCAUGACGUUGUAUUAAAAUUCGCCGAUGAAAUAAAUAAAAAUGGUUUUCCUAAUAGUCAAAUGGAAAUCGACGAUCUAUGGGAGAUUUGUUAUGGUUCCCAAACUGUUGAUAUUAGAAGAUUUCCCGACAUGAAAGAUAUGGUUGGAAAACUCAAAGCUAAAGGUUUCCGGGUGACGCUUUGGACCCAUCCAUUUAUAAACAAAGGUUGCGAGCCAUGGUAUUCUGAAGCCAAAGCGAAGGGUUAUUUAGUUUCUUCUGAAUACGGUUCAGUGGAAACGAGCUGGUGGAACGACAAUGGCACCACCACAUCAUACAUUGAUUUCACCAAACCUGACGCCCGCCAGUGGUACGUGGACAGGCUGCGCGCUCUUCAAAAGUCUAAUGGAAUCGACAGUUUUAAAUUCGAUGGAGGAGAAUCGAGUUGGUCUCCACAAAUACCCGUCCUUCGAGGGGACAUCAGAGACCAACCUGGUGUAAUCACUGCCGACUACGUGAGGGCUGUGGCUGAGUUCGGCCCGAUGGUAGAAGUCAGAGCUGGAUACAGGACCCAAGACCUCCCGGUCUUCGUGCGAAUGAUAGACAAGGACAGCUACUGGACCUUCGAGAAUGGUCUUCCGACCGUCGUGACCACUUUGCUGCAGAUGAACAUGAACGGUUACCCCCUAGUCUUACCUGACAUGAUCGGAGGAAACGGGUACAACGAACCACCGACUAAAGAGUUGUUCAUCAGGUGGCUCCAAGCCACAACGUUUAUGCCUAGCAUGCAGUUCAGCUAUGUACCCUGGGACUUCGAUAAUGAGACAAUUGAAAUUAGCCAGAAAUACGUGGCGCUCCACGCGAAGCACGCGGUCGACAUUGUGGCCGCCUGCAAGCAAGCUACCCUGGACGGUACUCCUGUAAACCCUCCGAUAUGGUGGAUCGCGCCCAACGAUACCACAGCCUAUGAUAUUUGGGAUGAAUAUCUCCUGGGUGAGGGGAUCUUGGUGGCCCCGGUGUUAGAGCGGGGGGCGAGGUCGCGUGACGUGUACUUGCCCCCGGGGACGUGGUUAGCGCAGGGAGACCCCGGCCGGGUGUUCCCCGGAGGCGACUGGAUAAGAAAAUACCCGGCACCUUUAGACACCUUACCGUAUUUCAUUCGGGCUUAAAUAUUUGCGCAACUAACCUAACUUUUAUUUAUUUCAACCAUUAAACGUUUGCCAAUUUG
This is a messenger RNA of Bombyx mori (domestic silkworm), 2208 nucleotides long. Its product is annotated as myogenesis-regulating glycosidase. NCBI's taxonomy places the organism in Eukaryota, Metazoa, Arthropoda, Insecta, Lepidoptera, Bombycidae. The transcript has 10 exons. Bases 233 to 2149 code for a protein of 638 amino acids. Gene Ontology annotation, molecular function: hydrolase activity, hydrolyzing O-glycosyl compounds. The record is from RefSeq and is a predicted model, not a curated record. Gene Ontology annotation, biological process: carbohydrate metabolic process.